UUCUACGUUCAUGCUAAAAAGCUGUUAAGGUCCUUUGAAAAAGGCUUUUUCGUAACUGCUCUUUGGUAAUUCUGCCUUCACCGGGAAUACGUUUCCAGGAUUACAUUUAUGUACCGUAUAUCGAUCCUUUAAAUGGUAAUAUUGUGAACCAAAGAAGCAUUCGAUUCCUUUGCUAAAAGAUUUUUUCUACUCCUUUGAUGUUUUAUUUGAAUUUUUGUGUACAUUGGCAAGGUUUCUUCUUACUCUUGUUUUGCGUUUAAACAAAAACGCAUGGAUAGAUUUCUCGAUCAUGCUAGAAUUAUACUUAUUAUUGAAAUACGAUUGGAGAGGGAUAUGGUUGUGGUUCAUUGAGGUCUUAAUCAGUUUUACAUCACCAUGAGAACAUUUUUCUGUUUAUUUGAUUCUGUGACCUGGUUGAUAGUUUUCUACAUCGUAAACACGUGUCAGAUUGUUUACAUUACGAUGGCCAAAGUCUUGUUGCAAAAUGUUGCAAAUUUGAUGAAAACGCUCACUUUUGUGAAGAAAAUAACAUGAUUAAGAUUGAAUAUGUAGACUUCAUUUAAUAAUGUCUUAGAUUUCUGAAAAAGGGCGUGAGCAAGCUAAAAGAAGCUGUUCAAAACACCCGAAAAUAUAAGCGUAUAUGAUGCUCUAGGAUGCAUAAUACACUGAGCUCUCAUCGGAAAAUUUGAAGCGACUUAACCCUAUCAGCUUUCAGAAGACUUCUUGUCAUGAUCUGGCCCGUAAAUCUCUCGGCAACAGCCUAUUCUUAUCUUUAUUUUAUGAAUCUGAGAUUGUGCAGAUUGCCGCACCUUUGCAUUCUUGAAUAGGCAAAGUCGUAAAAAUACUAGAACGUCUCAUGACUGGUUGGCUUAACCAACAAAACUCUUCCUCACAGCGAACUUACAGAGAGUGACCUGCAUCAGCUCCAGCACCCUCCCUCUCAUCUCGCCUCCCACUCUGAGAAAGAACAAGUUUUAUUACCCAGAAUAAUGCUAUUUUCACCUUCUUGGCUCGUUACUCUACUAAAAUUUUUCCGACUUAACUCAAGGACAUUAUUUUUGCUCGUUUCUCAUUACCUUUUGAUCUUACUUUAAAGGCCAUUUUAGAUUGCAAACGUUUCUAGAUCUGCCUUCUAUUUAGUCUGGUUUGGAGAACUGAGUUUCUCUAUUUCAACUUGGGGAAGUAUCUCCCUUUUGCUUAUUUAGGAGAUUGCAAACCUUCUAACACGUGCUUAUAAUGCGAGGCUUCAAAUAAACUAUAAAAUGAUCGAUCUUUUUAAGGCCUCGUUCACUGCCUAGGUGAGGCUCUUUAGGGCCAUUGUGAAUUGCCUGGUCGCUUGAUUCUCUCGAAGUUGACAUUCACACGGAGGCACAUGAUCGACGAGAGUUAGAUUGUAUAUUUUCAAGAAGCAGGGUAAUAUGAUGUCUAAAAUGUGAUAUGAUGUCCUGAAACUACGAUAAAAUAUGAAAGUGUCAUUUUAGAAUGGACAUGUCCUUGUUUACCACCAAUUCAGAUCACUAAGCUAUGAACAGAAAUUCCGAAACAAAUUCCAUGGAUAUUUCCAGACAGCUGAUUCCAGAAUGUCCCAUCUACAAACUUGAAAGCUAGCUAAGUGAUUAUUUGUGACAGUAAGUUUACUCCAGGACGGUUCCUUUUACUGACCUUAUCAAAGUCGACCGCCUUGCCCAUGUUAAACUAGGCCCUCAAAAAGGUCAACAGAGUGAAAUUAUCAGUCCAGUUUUAUGUUAAAUUGUGUGAAUUAGCUUUUAGCCUGGAUUGUUACUCACGGCUAUUGGCUUCCGAUUAACAUUUCGAUCAUGCAUAUCUUUGAAAAACAUCGAUUUAAGUGGUACAUAAAGGAUUGAACCGCAUUUCGUUGGAUUUUCAUCAAAAACCAAAUGGGUUUCUUGAAGUCAACAACAACGGCGUUCAAGACAAUGACCCGUUAUAGGCGAGAAUUACUGUUCAGGCUAUGAAAAGUUGAACAUCUCACAGGGACCAUGGCAACACUAUCAGUAUUGGGCCGUCACUUUCGUGCCCAGGCCCUUACUCCGAUGCCAUAGACAGCUCUUGUAACUUUUUAGAUAGAAACUAGUACGCACUAACCGAUAUGUUAAUGUUAAGUUUUAACGGACCACGUAGUUCAUAUUCAAGAUAACCCUUCCUCUUGCGAUGCCCGCGUCGUUGCUUUACGUGUUAGACUUAAUUUACAGAUUAAGUACAUGAAACUCUCAUCUCGACUCGCCUUAUCAAUAGCAACACGAGUUAAACUAUAUUGAAAUUUUCAUCUCAAUUUGCUCAGACGCUGUUUCUGUUCAAAUAAUUAAUAAAUCCAAAAACAUCUGCUUUAUACUGCUUUCAUAAGUUUGACACGCUGCAAGGAGCAGUUUUUAUCAAGCUUGUUGACUUUUACUUCCGGAAUAUUCGAAGAGUUUAAGGAGUAGAAAAUCCCCUUUGCUGUCUUCUUGGACCUGCAGCUUGUUACGUUUACCGCGUUAGAAUGUUCCAUUUGCGUAAAUGUCAUUGGAGUCACGCAAAUCCCUUUUUGGAAACGGAAUUUAAUGUAACACGAAAACUUCUUGUUAAUAGUCCGUCAGUCUGACAGCAUCCUUUGCAGCCGUUUCGUGAGCAUAGUAUGUUCCGGCCUAUUUACAAAAACACUUAUGCAAUAUCCUUUAUCCUUCUAUACUGUACAUAAAAUUUAACUUUCACACUUCCUGGUCAUUAUCCCUCGUAUAGCACCGUUUUUUAAUCCAAUUUGUACAUCAAACUGGAAGGUGAAGGCCCUUUACUUGUAUUUGAGGUAACCAAACACAGCGUGGUUGUUCUCGCACUUUGGCAUUGAUUGUCCUUUUAUCUUUAUGCCUGAGAAUUUUUCGUGCUCGAAUUCUUUGCAUAUAAAUUAUCUAAAUAUGUUUCAGACAAAAACAAAUUGUGAGAAAAUAUUGGCAGUUGGUUUAUAGUAUUAGCUAUAUCUACAAAAGGAUAGGUUUGACGUAGAAGAGUAACAAAUAUAUUAUGCUGGGGAUUAAGUCAUUAUUUUUACUGUGAAAUUAUUGGCCUGUCAGGUCUUAGCUGUUACAGAAAUGUCCAGUACAUGACCCAUAAAUAGACUUGAUUGGCAUUCUAAUCGUUAGAUAGUAACAGAAAGGAAGGAGUGUCGCUCUCCCAAGAAUCAGUAUUGGUUCUAUACUGGCUAGGUUAUGUGCUGAUAUCACGAUUACAUGUUCCUGUUUGUAACAGUUUAAGACGGUUUGUGCUGACAAAAGAGACACGGGAAGAAUCUGAUAGUGGAAUUAAGUUCUAACAAAGUUAAGCACAAAUUGGUAAGUCUUCUAAGAAUAUUUUGUGUUGCCCUCAUGUGAUAUUUUGUGCUCCAGCAAUUGGAUAACCGUGUUUACGAACUGCAACCCAAACACGAUUUUGAAAUUCCUGAGCUGCAAUUGAGAGCAAUGAGACAAGGCAUAAAUGCUUGAAAACUAGUUCUUUUAAGUGUGCUUGUGCUUUGAUUUCACAAAUUUAUAUGCCAGUUGAGUUUAUCUGAAGGGGUAGUUCAGUAUCUUUACUUAGAAGAGAAAAAACACGGUCUUAUAGAGGGCAGCAUUUAGGAGUAUGUCCUUCGCAAAACUGCUAGCAUUGUUUUAGAAACCUCAUUAAAGGGCUCUUGAAUGUCAUAAAUUUCAGUAAAAAACUAUAGAAAAAAAAUAAAUUGACACACUUAUCUUAAUUGUUAGUUUGAUCUCUUCAGUAUUAAACAAAUAGUUAAAACAAACUUCACGACAUUGCUUAUGGAAUAUAGUUUGAUAUAUAAGAUUAUAACUGAAAAACGAUUUGCAGAACGACUGUUCUUCGUUCAUCGAUUGAUACUUUCUCUCCUGAAUGAUAUAUCAAUUGUCCACCUUAGCUAGGCACAAAAGUUUAAGAACUACGCUGUUUUGGAGCUUGGGUUGGUUUGAUGGUUCUUUUCAUUAACCGUUAAUGGUCUUACUGGUUAAGGAUAAGCAUUUUCUUGACACAUAAACCGAAUCAUAAAGACCAUCUUUAGAGCCGUAUGCCUUAACUAUAUAACUUCUGCGCUUUGCGUAUGUUAUUUAGUUUUGUGUUUGGUAUACCACCUUAUCAUGCUAGAAAAUGCCCUUUAUUGCUCUCGCGUUAUUUCACCCUAACCCCGAGACAUGUUUGACCCAUUCACCAAUGACUAUUCCAAAGACCUUCGAUUCACAAGUCUAUUAGUCACCAGUCCUCUCAAGCUGCAUACCUGCUAGAUUUGUCCUUACGCGUUCUUGGCUAGCUAAUCCCAGCAUUCUUACCGUUAUUAAUUAUUUGGAAAAAGCUGUCAGGCCUCCAGGAAUUAUUAACGUGGGAGUUAUCCCAUGAGGGAAGCAAACCUGGUAGAACCCACCAUGGCGAUUGAAAAAUCAAAGGAUGAGCAAUAGAUUGUUUUUGUAAUGCCUUUGUAAACACUAUCCACUUAUAUGCUCAAAAGGCAUACAGUUGAUUCCGAAGUCCGUUUAUUUUUAGUACUGUUUCUCACGAUUUGCAGACGGACGAAGCUUAGUUGCAUUAAGCUGGCAAACCUAAGACAUUCCAAAACGUGAAGUUUUAUUCUUUUACUUCUUUGUAAUCUCAACGAUUGGUUGUCCUGUUGCACAUUUGAAAGUGUUUGGAUCAUUUAAAACAGCAAGACUAAACUUGCGCAACCUCAGUUUGAUAUCGCCUGAGGGCAUGUUCCAUCACAGUGGCUUUGAUAAAAUGAAGGUAAAAUGUUCUAGGGGAGAAACAUCCAAUGGUCGACUUGGGAGGGAAUGAAUAGCCAUUGUCAUCUGUGCCAACGUCAAGAGAACUUAAAUCCUGUUAUAACCUUCAGAGAGAGAGACAUAAUCUAAAGGGGCAGAAUUGAAGAAUUCCCAAACUCAUGGAGCCUCAAGGUUUCUUCUAACAAAGGUGUUGCAUAAGGAUAUUCAAGAUUCCAUGAGAGAUUUAGUUCAUUCCUUGGCUUUCAGCCUCGCCGUGAAUUGCCCCACCAUCAUUUCUGCAGUCUCACCUAGGCUCUUUCAAUAUACAGUGUUGCUCUGAGUCCAAACAAACUUCCUGGAAAGCUUUACCUUAGGAUACGAAGCGACUCAAUCAUAACCAGUCCUCGUUGCCUCCGAGGAUCUCUAGAAUAUCUCUUGUUAGCAAAAGAGAAAAUUUCGGAGAAUUGUGCGAUUUGAAUAACCUGAACGUAAUUGCAUAGAACAAGAACCGAAAUACCGAGGAGGUCGGGGAGGCCUUGGCCCCCCCCCCCCUUUAAAACAUGAGUAGCAUAGUAAAGAUACUUCUAUUUUAUCAAAUAUGGCAAAUAUGUUACACUUGUUUAUCAGGGUUGGCCCCCCUUAAACAAAAAGUUGUAUCUCGGUCUUUGAUAUAGAAUAUACCUAUUUUCGUUUCAUGUAACCAGCUAAAGUGUUAUUGUACAUUGAUCAAUGAAUAUUGGUCGAUAUUUGCUACCUAAACCACUCAUUCGCUUUUGCAUCUACCUAAAUCACUCAAUGGCACUUGUUAACUUUUCCUUCUAAACUAAAAUCAACGGAAAUUUCCAUCGAUUGCCGGUAAAUAUAAUUUUUUAUUUUGGUCACGGAAAUGUUUUAUGUAUGUUAUUUUUUGUGCAUACAAUGUGAGCAUCAAUGAAUAGAGACAUUUGCAAAGCUUUUUAGUGAGGGGCAUGUAGAAUUUCUCACGGUUGCGGGAGAUCUCUAGAAGGCCGUCUUUUAGCUGAAUAUUGUUUAAUUAAUCUUGCUUCAAUUUCUGUGCUUGAGCAUUCUAGACUUUUCGACCUGUAAUACUUGCGAUCAUAAUUUCAAGCAUUAUAAAAGGACGUUCUAAAAAGCCUGGUUUUGUUUAAGCGUUUCUUACCUUCUGACAGUGUGCCGGUCUGAUGAGUUACCUGCAAUUUGUUCCACAAUUUUCUUUUCAUCAUAGUAUUAUUCAACACCACCAUUAUUAUAUUUAUUUUUCGUAUUUAUUUCUUGCCUAGUAUUUUUAUUCUCGUGGCUUGGUAGAUUGUUGUUAAAAUCAAAGAUGCCAGUUAUUGCGACCUUUUUGGUAGGUUUGCGGGAGCGGCCUCAAAAAGCUUAAAGUUGUGCUUAUUUCAUAUUUUAUCAUAGAAACAAAGAUUGUGACAGUCGUUUUUACGAAUAUAUUUACAAGUAGGAUUCCUGAAGUAUAAAUAAAAAAUCAGACUGUCUGGUUUAAAGAUUUAAAUUUAUCUGUAAAUAAACUAUAUAUUGUCGUUCUUUUAAACUUUCGUUACGCUUUGUUGAUUGGGUAGAGGCAGGCUGCGUUCAAAGUAGCUAACAGGAAUUGUGACUUCAUACAUAGAGUACCAAGCCUAUCAACUGACAAAAGAGUCUCGGUUCUGUGUGGCUUUUCGUGAAUGCUGUUUAACUUUUUUUCUAAAAGGCCUAACGGCCUGUUUUCUAAAAGGUCCUUUGUUUUGACUUAGAAGUAAAUUGGCACAAGAGUGUUUCUAUGUACUACAGGAUGCUACGAUUUAGCAUGACGCAUGUAUUUAAUGAUUUGUAACAACUUGUGCAAAAGCCGUUUUGUGUCCAUCGUAGAUUUAUGUUUCAAUUGGAUAUAAAACGGAUUUAUCAAUAUUGAUUUUACAUUGUAUUAGGCCGCACAAUGGACCGUCUGUCUAGCUCUUGCCACUGCCUGAAGAUCUCUUUGGGCUAAAUCCCGCUGUUUUUAACUCCGCAUGAUUAAUGUCCUUUUCAUUGGAAUAAGAAUCCAUCCUUUUCAAAUAUUCAAUUUGCUUUGAUAGUGUAUUUACUAUGUUUUUCAGCGUUCUAAUUCAUAGCGCUCCGCAACACACAGCCAUUUACCACAGAUUCAAAAGCUUUGCUGUUCUGACCCACUCGCGAAUAUUCCAGGUUACUUAGCAUCAAGCGCAGAAAUUACCUAUAUAAUAAAGGGUUAUAGAAAAGAGGAUUUUUCUGCAGGGGAGAGAGGGGAAUGUUGGCAAUGUCUAUUUAAUUACAACUGUAAGAACAUCCUCGGCCGUCGUGUUCUGCUUAUUUAGAACUUCGAACUUCGAACUUCGAGAUGGUUCUUAGAACAAAUAUUCAGUAUGAUACUCAAUAUUGAAUUUUAAACAGUUUUAUGAUAAGGGCUGCGUCGCAUGUGACUCAAACAUUUGUUUCAUGCUUUUAAAAGAGAUACUCAGACAAAGUAUGGUGCUUGCAGAGACCCUAAAACAUGGCGUCCAUGUGGUCAUCGACCUUGAACAUGGCCAGUAAAAUUAAAAUAACUUAAGUACCACCCCAAACUCUUUCUUGUAUUCAUUGUUUUCUGCGGACGGUUGUCAGAGCUUCAUAGCAUUAACCAGAGGAAAGAUAGAUACUUUUUGGACUUUGGUUUAUUCCCGUGCUGCCCCUACCCUUGCGAGUGUUCAGUUACGACCUCAAGGGUGGUAUAGGGGGCCCACUCUAUUAAAACGUGGUCAUCAUAAUUCUUCCAAGAUUGAUAAAUAUUCGCUGUGUAUUUAGCGCUUUGGUUCUUAAAAGAUAGAAAACCAUCGUUGUUUGCUAGAGGGUCGGGCAAUGUAACAACUGUAAUCCUUGCCUUCCGUAUUCUGCUUAUUUGGAACUUUCAUAUUUUCCAUCUGAUUUUGGUAUCUGGAAGUGAAUCUUAUCUGGAGAUAACUUCAUUUAUCCAAGACAUACUUUCACAAUAUCCACUGUUGUUUAACAGAACAAAAUCUGUACUUGCUUGAGAAUUACAAGACAAUAAUUAACUUAUUAGGCAAUAAUUAAGGCAAAAAUUCAUUUUGUCAUAAAUCUGUUAUUGUGUAAUGACGUAGUUUCCUUUACCCCAAUCUUUUGAAAUGCCUUUGGUAAACAGCUCUUAUCGAGCCCCAAUCAAGAAAAUUAUAUAAAUUGGCCUUAAUAAAUGCUUUCCUGCGUCCGGUUAUUGAGUCUUUCAAUCUGAAAUUUUUUGACUGAUUUUACAAAAAUGGAUCGCCAAUUUCGCCUUCAUUUCUAGUUAUGCAGGCCCUGUGGCUACCAAAAGAGCUUCUAGGGAUUUCGGGCUAAGACCCAGGGAUCUUCUCGGUCUGACCUCAGAAGCAUGAUAUUCUUUAACAUGGAUUCACGUAGAUUUGGACGUGCUUGAGCAGAACUAUAGAGGGGGCCUGUAGUUAGAAGAAUGGCCGAUAACAAAGGAGGUGAAAAUCUGGCAUCUUUAAACAAUGUGGAGGAUAUGAUGGCCACAAUCAUACCACAGCAGAGGCAAGGCCGCUCGGCAGCAGAGGCAUUGCAGAUGUCGGCAUCACCUUGCAGCCUGUGCGCUGCCAGGCUUUUGGAACUGAAAAGGCAGGCAAUGAAGGUGAUGAUGAUCGAAUACCACAAGUCAAUGCUGAAGACGAGCGCUCCAUCGGUUGGAUCCUUGUUCUUAGCCGUUUACGAGCAGCUGCGUCUACCAGACAGCUACAGAAGCGCCAUUGAACGCGAUCAGUGCGAACAUUGCUCGACCCAUGUUGAACUGCUUAAACGCGAAGCGGUCUUAUCCUUGCACUCGGUCAGCAUUGCACCGUUUUUGCCGAAGAACCUGGUCGCAGCAUCGAAAAGCAUGAGUGGGGAACAAGCUUUGAAUUCGCCGCAGAGCAAGCAUCGUCCUGCUGACCAAAGUGUGCACCAGACCGCAGAAAAUAUGGAUGCAAGAAAGUCGAUGGCUGCACCCAAAACAGCCACAGCUCACGCCGUCGAAACGCUUCAAAGAGAGAAUAAUCAUGUUAAACGUGGAGGCAUGACAGUUGCACCCAAUGACAUGCAGCAACAAGGAGGACAAGCUGCAGCAAUAUUCUUUGCCAAAGCUGCACAGAAGUUUAAUAUCCCGGCCAAAAAGAAAGCUCGAAAACCUACAGGCCAAUACAAAUCUCACGCUGAUAUGGCACAAGAACCUGAAGAAGAAAAGCAAUUAUUUCCGACGAAUUUCAGCCGAUGUCUGAGCCGAAUGCCCCCAUCAAACCCACCCGGGUUGUUCAAAUACAUGGGGCGAAGAGUUGAUGGCAAGGUCAAAAUCAUGCUCCGCAUUGCCGCCAGUCCGUCUGAUAAUGGCAGCUCUGUUCCGCUCCUUCGUGUCGACCAAAGACGAAAGCAAGUCACUCUUUCAGAACCAAAGGACAAGGAAGAUGAAACCUUAAAGUCCCUGGGCCUUUCAUCGGCCCCAAAGUUGUUUACCUUCGAUGCAAUUUUUGAGUCUUCAGCAACGAAGACUGAGAUUUGCUCUUCUUCACUCCUUGAUGUCCUCCACUCUGUUAUCAAUGGUGGGGAUGGAUGUCUUCUCGUCUAUGGUGCAAGUGGUUUAGGCAAAACCAACACAAUGAUUGGGAAAGAUGAUUCCACACAAUCACUCGGCGCAAUACCAUGUGCAGUAUCAUGGUUGUACAAUUUAAUCGAAGAUAGUAAACACAGAACUGGCGCACGAUUCUCGGUUCGUGUUUCUGCCGUAGAAAUUGUCGGAAGAUCAGAGAAUCUUAAGGAUCUGCUGUCAGAGCAGGCAUCAGGUGCAAGCAGCACUAGUAGUAAUGGAACAUCUCCUGGGAUUUACCUGCGCGAGGAUCCGAUCGGUGGCGUUCAGCUAUCAAACCUGAGUGAACUUCGAGCACCUACCGCUGACAAAGCAUCCUUCUUUUUGGACGCUGCGCUUGCUGCUAGAACAACCGUGCCUGUGAACAGCAAAGAAUCACUUGACAUCACUGAGCACCAGGGAAGUCACAUGAUUUUCACCCUGCACGUUUACCAGUAUCGUAUCGACAAAACAACUGGAAGAGGAGGAGUCCACGGAGGGCGAUCAAGAUUGCACUUGAUUGAUCUCUCGGCAUGGCCAAAAAACUCCUUCAACGAUGGCAUGUAUCAUUCUGCACCAUCCCAAGCUGCUCUUGGCAAGAUUCUUCUUUCUAUGCUGAAUGGAACAAAGCAAGUUUCCCACAAGGACAGCAAAAUUGCUCGACUGCUGAAAGACUCUGUUGGAAACUUGACUUGUAGAACGACUAUUAUAAACCACGUUUCGCCGGACGAAGAUCGCUACUCGGAAAGUCUAGCAACUUUAGAAAUGGCAUCAAAAAUUAGUCGCUCGAGGAGAAGAAAGAAUAAGUACUGCAGUGCAAGCUCCUCCGGUGGAGAGAGCUCCUGCGAUGAGGGCAAGCUGAGCAAACGCCUGCCACGCCCACCAGCAAUUCGAACAUGUGGCAUUGACGUUGGGACGAAGCUCGAAGUUAGUGAUUACACAUCAAGUGCAGGAGAAGAUUCUUGCGAUACAGUUAUCUACGUUGGGCCUAAUGGACGCAUCAGCGAUCAAGAUCUGACGGACAAUGAAGGUCCUCCAAUCGAGAGCGUAUCAACAAACACGAACAGUAUUUUGCUUCCCACGUGCAUGGAAGUCGAGCGCGAACCUACACCGCCUCCUGUGCAGAGAAAAGUCAACAUUGUGAAACCAAUGCCGGUUUCAGCUAGCAGUCUAAGCGAUGCGUCAGUUUUUUCCGACGAUAACCAGAGAUCACCAUCUCCAAUUCAUGUAGAUAAUACUCCUAGUUUGUCCAGUACAAUUAAGCCCCGUAUUGGCGACUUCAUAAUGUCCGAUUGUGAAGAUUUCGACGGUAGAAGAUCGCCAAACUUUGGGCCUAGAAUUGGAGCAAUGAUUGAUGUAAGGGGAUGCAGUGAUAAAGCGGAUCUAGAAGCUGAAAAUACGGUGUCACUUAACAAUGAUGAUUGCUUGCCAACGGGAGAAACAGACGUUGAAGCGAGGCAUGAUAGUGUCUUUUGCGAGACCGAUGAGGAUCGUAUCGAUCUGUGUUCUGCUAUUAAGUCGUCUCGACAAGGUUUGAAAUAUGACAUAAAUGCCAAUGAGAAGUUAACUUCAAAGGAUGACGAGGUUAUUGAAGUAUUCGUAGACGAUGAACAAAACAAAAAUUCGUUAGAAGAGGACCUUCAAUAUGGUAACUUAGAUGAAAACAGUAAAAGUAUUGUUUCAGAGAUAAUUGCAAAAACGAGACCUAAAGUCGAUUACUUCCAGCAUGAAGUAGACGAAGAUGAGCUUUCGUAUCUCCACAUGGGACCUGUGACUGAGAAGGAGCUUCGAAAGUCUGAAAGGAGAAUUAAAAAGCUGCUUAAAGGAGGCCUUAUUGAUAUGAGCCAUAUUCACCGAAGUCGGGAUGUCAACGGAGAAUCAACAAGCUAUAUGUCGGAAUGUGAAACAGAUUACGCCAGACCUGUAGUUAAAUCAGAGAGGAAAGAAUCGAGUGGCUACUCUUCGGCACCUGAAACCGAAAAUCGUCGACGUAGAAUACAGAGAAUCUUUAAGAAAUCAUUCGAAGCAGCUGAUGCGAAAAUGCAGCCCGAAGCACUGAGGGAAGAAUCUCGCGCAACACCAAGGUCGUUAUCGCCAAAUAAGCGUUUAAGUGCGGAGGAAACGAGGAGUCUAUUGAAAGACUUUGUUGCAAAGAAGAUCGAAGAAAGAGCUCUUUCGCCACAAAGAGUUGAAAGGAACACAAAUCAAGAAAGUGACUUCGUUGAUCAAACAGAAUCUUUUGUCCCGUCCUCAUUCGCGCAGGUCAAAUACGUUCCUACGUGCAAAGCAAAUAUCACGAGUACCAAGUUUUGUCGUGGAAGUCUUAGCAGCGUGCAAUCAUCGGAAGCAAACUCGUUCAGCCCCCCUGCAUCAGAUACAAGCUAUGAUAAAGCAGACACGAUCAGUAUGGCCUCGUAUGCGGGUAGCGAAGAUAGAAAUGAGGUUCCAGGGCUUGGUGGUGUGGCAGGCCGGCGAAAACGAAGUCCGGUUAAAAUACAUUAUCGUUGGUCCACUGUUUUCGAAGAGGACGAAAGAUCGAAGCAAAAUAAUCAAAAAGCGACUAGCAGUACGGAUAAACAAACUCCAGAAGGGAAAAAGUCGAAAUCGGGCAAAAAGACUGAGACAAUCGUCAAACCAAGCCCAUGUAAAUCACCCAAGGUUGGAUCGAAAAUGUCUAAACAAGAGAAGAAACGGGAGAAGACAGAAAAACAAAUCGCAAGCUCUUCGCGGACAUUGAAAAGCUCUCGUUUGCAUGUAGAUGAUGUCGGAAACAGCAUUCAUUCAGUAAGUGGUCUGAGUGAGCUGAGCGAAAGCAGCGGAAUUGCUAGUAAUGAUAACUCCAGUUUGUCACAACACAGCAUCCAGUGCAGUCCAUCAGGAUCGAUGAGAGAAACAUGUGUUGCUGCAAGUCAAUCGCCGAUCUCACCACGGACACGAAGAUGGUUUUUCAGUCGAAAGCCCCGAUCCAGCGGUUACGUUAGUGAUGGUAAUGUCACCGAUUCGUCGAGAGCUUCUUCACGUUCGAAAAGACUUUUUGGCUCCAAGUCAAAAUUAUCAGUUGGCAACAGCAGCGGCUACGAAAGUAUGCGAACUGACAAUGCAUCAGGGGCCGAGAGUGCUUGCGAGCUAGACGGAUCAGGACAACGAAAGAAGAAGAGAUUUUUAGGAUUCCGAAGACGUUCCUUGUCUGAUCUUUCAAAACGAGGCAGAUCCAAGAGGUCGUAUUGGAUCGAUAACCCAGCCAGCGACAAUGAAGGAGUAGAAUACACCGUAUACCAGAUUGAGGAUAUCGAAGGAAGGCUGUCGUCUCCCAAAUCUGAGCGAUCAAAUAUGGGAGCUCGAUCAAAUCGAAAGCUUUUAGAAAAUCAUCGUCGUCGUGUUCUUGGUUUAACACAAGAAAGGUCUGACUUGGAAACAGAGCUGGACCAAGCCAUGAACAGACUGAUGCUUGAAAAGGAUAAAUACAAGGUCAUUAAAGGAUCCGAAAACCUGGACCCAAAUCAUCCGCAAUAUGCCGAUGAGCUUGAGAGAGAGAUUGGCCUCUUUCAGAAGCGGUUGCGCGUCUUGAAGGCUCAUUUAGAACUGAUCACGUGUUUUGACAAGAAGCGACAAAGAAAGACGACUGUAAUCUGAAUGGUUUUGCUACGGAUUUCAAGUAUUAUUCGUUUGAAUUAAAUUUUUAAGUAGACGAGUGAUUUAAAUUCUUUGACAAUAGUGUGAAAGUUAGGUCUUAGUGUUGACAAAAAUUGUUGCUAUUUGACAUGUUGUAUUUUAAAUCAUUGCUAUUAGUUAGUUGUAAGACGACUGGUGAUAUCUUCAUUUGACCAUUGACACAGCUUAUUUAACCUGAUUGCGGAUAAGGGCAGAUUAUUUCAUGCUUAUCAAAGCAGUGGCAAAUGAAUACGAGAGUGUGUAUUAAUCUCUUCCUAUGACAAACUACAUGUGGGUAUGGCAAAGAUUUUCCGUUGUGAAAGAAUAAAUAUCAUUUGGUUAGUGGCUUAAGCGAUGUUUUAAGCUUGAAAAAAUAUUACUAGCAGAGCGUUUUAGAGUCCAGUGUGAUGUGCUUGCUUUUACCAAGAAACAUUUCACAAUAACAAGCCUAUCCGAUUAUCAAAACAUCUGAAAAUUGUUCCCCACUAGAUUUAAGUAGCAUGAGCUUGUAAUUUCUCCAUGGAAACAUUGAUUUCUUUUAUUUAAUAAAUUAUUAUGUUUUCUUUCCUUUUAAAGUCUCUUAUUCAGCCAUAAGGUUAUGAGGUUUGUUGUUAGCGACCUUCAAAACACUUUUUCUCUAUUCAUUUCCAUAUGUAUGAAUUUGCAAACUUACAGACACAAAGAUAAAACCACUCCGUACAUAAGCUCUACCAGUUUCGACAUUUGGUAACCUAUGAAGCGAAUAUUUCAUUAUUUUACGUUUUUAUCAAACAUUACUGAUACUUGUUAACUUAAAUUUUGACUAUUUCAAAGUUAUGUUAUCAACCACUUUAUUGUAAAUUAUCUUCUUCGACAACUUUAAAAUAUAUAUAUAAAUACAUAGAUUUAAUUAAGUAAUUUUAGUUUUUUAUAUUUCAUGUAAAAAGAAUUUCUUUUGUUUACGUAUCUUUCGUUUUUUAAUAAACAGAUUUUUCAAUACCUUGUGUUUUAAUCUUCACAAGUUAUAUGAAGAAAUACUAAUGUCUAAAUGGUGUUUAUUGUCUUGCCUAAUUCAUUUAUAAUUUCGAGAGGAACUCACAACACAGACUACUUUUAUGAUAUCUUUUGAUAAAUUUAUGGAUAUUCUGCAAAAAUUGUUUCAUCAAACGAUUUUUCAUCAAAAGGGCAAGCCUUGCAAGAAUGGCAAUUUGGAGUGUACAAUUUUUUCGUUAAAAAAUGGCUUAAACUAAUGUCUUAGAUAGUAAACACAAUGUUGAACAACAGAAAUAAAAGAUAUCUUGCAUCCCAAAGACCUAAAUGGCCUGAAUUUAGAAUGUUUGAUUUUUCAUCAAAAAGGCAAGCCUAUAGCCUUGCAAAAGUGGCAGUUUUGUGGUGAAAAUUUUUUUGUUAAAAAUUUCCUUAAACUAACGUCUUAGAUAG
Messenger RNA from Rhopilema esculentum, 14400 nucleotides. RefSeq lists its product as uncharacterized. Gene Ontology annotation, molecular function: ATP binding; microtubule binding; microtubule motor activity. NCBI's taxonomy places the organism in Eukaryota, Metazoa, Cnidaria, Scyphozoa, Rhizostomeae, Rhizostomatidae. Gene Ontology annotation, biological process: microtubule-based movement. The record is from RefSeq and is a predicted model, not a curated record.